CCGACGUGUGAGCGUGAAACUUUACGCGCACUUUUCCGUGAGUUUAAACCUCGUUUGGCCGUAAGUGAUACUCCGGCAUACCACAGUAAAUUGACAUCAGCUGGCUUGGAAUUAGUUCAACAGUCUAGAGCUGAAUAGCUUUUAAUUCUCACAAGACGGGACAUAUUCUUACUUCGUUACCUUUGAGGAGUUUAUUCGAUAUUAAAAAUGCAGGGCAGUAACAAACAAGGCUACCAGGUACCAGUUGGUUUUCAGAUGGAAAGCCGUGGACCACUCAGGGAAGCUCCUCCGAACGAUUACCGCGUUCUGGCCAUUGUGUCGAUAUUCUUCUGUCCACUGCUUGGCCUCUUGGCACUUGUCAUGUCAUUUCUGACUAAUCAGCGCUAUGAAGAAGAUGACCUCAAAAGAGCUGUGGACGCAUCCAGAGAUACAAAAUUUUCAGCAAUUCUUGCCAUUGGUUUUGGAAUUGCCAUCGCACUCUUUUUUAUUUUCAUUGUGUUAAUCGUGCCAACAUUUGCCUAGAAAUAGCCUUGGCACAUAUAUUGGUCUCCUCUAGCAAAAAAGUAAUUUACUCAGGAGGUAAAAACAGUCAUAACAGUAAAUCGCCUUAGGUAAAGUAAAGCACUCAUUGUUGGCUCAGCAACAACGGUGCAUUUUAAAGUGCUCACGUGCAUAUUAUAGCUACUUUUUUCUCAGGAGAGUACUUCAUUUCAUAGAAAGCACCGGCGAAAGAUAUUACAUAAAUGUCAAUCAGAAAAUGUAGACAGUACAACAUUUUGAAGCUGUGCGGAAACGAUCGGCAUGGGUACUCAUAUUUUACUGUAUCUGUAGAAUAACACACAUUUCAUUUGCCAUCUUCGAUUAUGCACCCCCGUGCAAUCAUGAAAUUCAAAAUAUAAUCCCACCCCUGUCCUGAAAAAGCCGCCAGCAUGCGUGAAUGAAUGAAUGUAUGUAGUAAGAGAGGACGGUAUUACUCCAGUUUUUUUAUUCUGGGAAAACAAAAACAUUGAAUAUGAAUCAAAUAGAUUCAAUCAUUGUGGAGAUUGACAAGGAGAUCAUAUUUGUAUAGUUAAAAAUAUGAGUACCGGGCGCUUAAUCGAAGAAGUACGAAUUACCGAAAAAUUAUACGUAAUCAGUUUUUAAGUACGUAGAACUUUGUUAUUCUGCGUUCAGUUUGCCUCAAUAACAACCUGACUAUAGUUCUAAGAGUGGAUUGUGCAAUCAGUUUUUCUUAUCCCUGUAUACAUUUGUAAGAAAUGUACCACUCCUCAGUUUAAAUAAGUAAAAUUAAAUGAGCAUGGGAAUGAAAGCUACGUGGUGUAUAAACCAGUAUUGUGCAAAUAAAUCGUUGUGUAAUCGUUGUAAGAAACAUCAAAAACAAAGCUAACAUUUCUUACAUGUAUAAAGAUCUUUUGCUCCGAUCCAUCAGAACAUAAAAAUUUAUAGUGUAAUUCGAUUGCGUUUUUUACACGAGCUUCUGGCAUACAUGAGUGCAAACUCGCCCCUUGUAUUGACAUUAAUAAUAAAAUUGAUUGUAUUGUAUUGUAUUUUUGGAGGGACUAAAUUGAAGAGCAAACUUUGACAUGCAACCGAAUACAGAAGGGCAAAUAAAUUUCGUUAAGUUUA
Messenger RNA from Orbicella faveolata, 1626 nucleotides. RefSeq lists its product as uncharacterized. The record is from RefSeq and is a predicted model, not a curated record. Gene Ontology annotation, cellular component: membrane. Lineage: Eukaryota; Metazoa; Cnidaria; Anthozoa; Scleractinia; Merulinidae.